Aspergillus neoniger CBS 115656 is the source of this 615-nucleotide messenger RNA. RefSeq lists its product as uncharacterized. NCBI's taxonomy places the organism in Eukaryota, Fungi, Ascomycota, Eurotiomycetes, Eurotiales, Aspergillaceae. The record is from RefSeq and is a predicted model, not a curated record. The coding region runs from base 1 to 615 and encodes 204 amino acids. The transcript has 6 exons.
AUGUCUGUUGUGCUUGUGUUUGUGACUGAAUUGGAAUGGGAAGGGAAUGGCACAAAAAGAAGGAUAGAUGAGGAUGAGUUGCGUUAUCUCCGAGGUGAAGGGUGGGGAGUUCUCGGAGGUGGAAGACUGAAUAGGGGACAGUAUUACUUAAUUGUGCGAUAUGCUACUACUUUGACGUCUGACGGACGGGUUUGCCCGCUGGACGCUGCUCCUGCAUCGAACUACUUGGGGAUGGAUGAGGUUAUACGAGAAAUCGGCCCCGCCCCGGCAGAGUCGCGCGGGAAUAGCACUGCUUGGCACCACCAGCCGUUCCGAAACACUGGACAGCGUGCUGUCGUGGUUGCACUUGCCAUCCCUGUUCAGUCUCUUGUAUUCAUUCCCACACACGUGUUGGAUGUCAAAGGUACACGCCGUAUUCCCCCUCCCCGGGCGGACCAGUCUACGACACGGAGUGCCCGGAUCAAGGAAUACCUUGGCAUUGCUGACACGUCUGUUUCUGCUGGUCUCGGCAUUGCAAGAAAACUGGCUGUGCUGCGCCUUCAGGAAGUACGCCAAUCCUCGGGUGAGAGGAAAGAUGUGCAUGGUAUGGAUGUUGUCAUGUAUAACCCGGGAUAA